CCGGGAGUGCCGAAGGUGAGUUACGUGCGCGUGUUGCCGCGGAGUGUCGUUAAAUAGCUGCGGGAAGUGAAUAUCGUGGAGUGAGCGAAUCGUCGAAAUAUCGAGCAAAGUUUUGCGCGUUCGCCCCGUAACGACCGUUCGGGUGCGCACGGCUGAGUUCCACGUUUCCGACACACUGCGCGAAUCUCGCACGCGAAAUACGUCGAAUCGUUAAACAUCGAGAUAUGGCGUAACAUCCCUCAAUAUUCGCCGCAAGUAGCCGUUAUUCAUCAGGAAUGCUGAGUCAAGUUUCGUGAGCUUUCUUUUCCAUCAUGGCGGAUUUCUUAAAACGGUCGGUUCGGGUGGAAUAUUGUGAUUGGUGCGUACGCGAAUGGUAUAUGUUCAGCGAGCUAUAUAAUGUGAAAAAUUACCACCGUCGCGCUAGUAGUGUAGCGGAUGCACGCUCAAUGUGCGUGAGUUCCGGAAAUAGCUCGCGCUUCUUUUCCGUGAGUCCGAAUUGCCAAAAAUGAGUUUCACGCGUGUAUUCGUCGGAAGUACCGAAGGUAGAUUUCACGUGUUGGUCACGGCAAAGUAUCGUUAAGCAGUCAUAGAAAGCGAAUGUCUCGCGAAAUUGUAUCGUCGGGAAUGCCGAGUAAAGUUCCAUGAGUGUGUCGCGUAAUCGCAGUACAAGUCGCUGCUCUACGUUUUCGACUCUCCGAAGGAGAGAGUCUCGAAUAAGUGUUAAAAUGCUUGCGCUUGUGCGAUGCUCCGUGUUGUGUUUGCGCAAAGUUGCGCUAAAAGUGUGUUGCAAAGAAAUAGCGUUAAGUGCCUUUGGAUAUAUUUCAUCAGGAUACUCAUUGGAUAUAUCUCAUCAGAAGGAACUUCAGGAGCUGUGCAAACAUGAGUGGCAAACGGACCAGAAGUUUUAAGUGCGCCGUGCACCAUCGGGACCGCGAGGUCUGCUCCGAGAACGAUUUCCACCUGCUCGUGCAUGAGCCGCCUCUGUUUCGCAGGAUGGUCCGCAUGAUCGGCGAUGAGUUCCUCACGGAAGAGCGGGACCGAAAAUACUACGCCGAUCACUACACGUGCUGUCCGCCGCCUCUCUUCAUCAUACUCAUCACUCUCGUGGAGUUGGGUUUCUUCACGUACUACACAGUGGCGAUGGGCGAGGUGAAUCCCUCGGGACCGGUGCCGAUCGACAGUGUCUUCAUUUACAGGCCGGACAAACGGCUCGAGCUCUGGAGGUUCGCCUUCUACAUGUUCCUGCAUGCCGGGUGGCUUCACCUGCUGUUUAACCUGGGGGUACAGGUGGUCGUGGGACUUCCCUUGGAAAUGGUUCACGGAAGCCUGAGGAUCGCCGCGGUUUACAUGGCUGGGGUUCUUGCCGGUUCGUUGGGCACGUCGGUGUUCGACACGGACGUAUACCUGGUCGGGGCGAGCGGGGGCGUUUACGCCCUCCUAGCGGCGCAUCUAGCCAAUGUCCUCCUCAACUACAACAAUAUGGAAUUCGGGAUAGUUCGGCUCAUCGGCAUCUUCGUCAUCGCGAGCGCCGACGUGGGAUUCGCGAUCUACGACAGGUACGCGGCGGAGCAGAUGGGCCCGCCGGUGUCGUACGUCGCCCACUUGACGGGCGCCCUGGCGGGCCUGACGAUCGGCCUGCUGGUGCUGAAGAACUUCGAGCAGCGACUGCACGAGCAACUACUCUGGUGGGUCGCCCUGGGUGUUUACGCUGCGUGCACGAUUUUCGCGAUCAUGUACAACCUGAUGCAUCCGGACUAUCCAUGACGCGAGGUCAGCUUCGCGUACGGCCAACCGAGGCACACGUAACGCGAAGCUGAUUAUCCCCGGCAGCAGAGGAAGAAGAAGAAGAAGAAGAAGAAGAAGAAGAAGAGCAUGAGGAAGAGGAGGGGCAGCAGAGCUCGACGGAGGAAGCGAGGGCGAGCGCUAUCGAUGUCGAGCGUCAUCGAGGAGAAUCGCCGAGUGUCGCGGCGACGUCUUCUCGAUAACGCACCCGACCGUGAGCCGGAUCGUCCUCGAGAUAUCGCCGACGAGGCUGACCCCGACGACGACGACGACGACGACGACGACGACGACGACGUGAGUGAAGAGAACGAGAGACACGCGGUGAUGACGUCUUCAGGCUCGACCGUCGUCCUCCCUCGUCGGCCGGCAGAACGUGACUUUGAUCGGCCAGCAGCGCGUCGUGAGGAUCGCCAAGUGAUAGUUUCGUAGCACAUAUUUUCUUCCACAGGCCGGCCUGUUCGCGCGCUCGCGGCAGCGAGAAGAGAAGAGAGACCCGAGCGAGCUACUUCCGCUGAGAGGAAGCCGAAGAAAACGAUGCGCGCACGUCUCGCCUUCUCGCGGGCUCUCGAGGACUGCUCGGCCCGCAAUUCCGCAGGAGCCGCCCGCACAUGACCCCGUCGAGGCGGAACGCGGAUGAUGCGCGCGAUCGCGAGGAAUGGACGUCGUCGUGGCGGCGGCCGCGUCGUCCUGCGCGUCCCCGCGAUCCUGGCGAGUAGAGAUGCGCGUCGUUCUCGGCGGACGACGACACGGUGCACGGAGGAGCUGAGGAGGACAUCUCACACCGUCUUCGAGGGAGGAAGAGGAAGCAUUCGAGGAGGGGGAGGAGCCGCGCGAUCGCGAACCUAGUCGUCCCAUCCCGUCGCGCGCUCCGCCGCAUUUCCGAAGAGAAGAACCAAAGAACCGAGCCGGAGACGAGAUCGGCCGGUCGGCCAGACAGACAGCUAGACAGCCGCACGGAAACUCUCCCAGAGAAGGACACUUCUACCCGAAUAAGACGGGAGGGGGGGGGGGGAGAGAGCAAGAAGGCGAUGAAGAUUCGCUCUCGCGACUUCCAUCGCUCGUCUAUUUCCGCGCGACGCCGGCCGCUGUCGUCCCCGGGAAAACCAAAGAAUCAUACUCAACCGCGAACGACGCCCACCAUCCUUUGUCUUCGACGAUGCUUAGGAAGAAGUCGAAGAGGAAGAAAAAGAUGAGAGAUGGACAGGAAGAAGUUUCCUCGCUCGGCAAGGUGAGAGGGGCGCAGAAAGAAAGGGACCAGAAGACGGGAAGAUUGGACAACAACAGCAGCAGUAGUAGAAACAUCCAAGUGGAGCAGCAGAAGCCAGGUGGAAGAGCGGGAGGACGUCCCUCGGGACCUAAUGGAUCCUUCGCGGCCGAUGAAACAUUGUACAAAUGACCACGGCGGAGAGGCGGACGAGAUGACGACGACGACGACGACGACGACAACGAUGACGCAGAGACAAAAAGCAGCCGAGCUUUUUGCUAGGUCUUCGGCGGACAUCUCAUCGACACCCCGUCCCGGAACCAUCGACUCGGAGGACUCGCGAGGCGCACACGAGGAGAGGAGGAGCAAAGUCGCACGAAACUCAACAAGGAGUCUCACCCUGCCGGGGGAUUUCCCCCGAGCGCGAAGCGAAUCGGCUGCGAAGCGACGGGAAGGGGCCAACACCCUGCGGGAGAUCGAAGAGCGAUGAGCGGAAGAGGAGGAUCGCUAAUUGAUUGCUAAUUCGUCGAGAUAGCGCUGCAGUUCGAAUUGCAGAAACAAUUGGGAGGUGUCCGUGAGGAAAAAGCGGCGUGGCGGCGUGAGGCGAUUUAUGAGACGCACCUCAGACGAUUAGUUUCUUCGGAUCGCGAUGUCAGCACCGCGCGGAGGAGCGACGCGAGUUACGCGCGCACGGCAGGAGGAGAGAAUUCAUUCGGAAGUAGAAAAGUUUGCUUUUUAGCUGGCGUUCCUCUUCGACUUUCGUACUUGUAGUUACCGGGCGCUCGCGCUCCGCGCUCGUUUUUUCCCCCCCACGGACGCCUCGUAACCACUCUGUGUCGAGUCCUAUCCUAUCUGUUGUUAUUCUCGUUAGUGCGCUCACCAGAAGUCGCGGUCUCGCGCGUAGAGAGGAAAAGAGAGAGAGAGAGAGAGAGAGAGAGAGAGAGAGAGAGAGAUAUGCAAACGAAGAAAUCGCAACGAGGACUCGUUACCAUUUCAUCAUUACACGCGCAUAUAUCGUGAGAUCGAUCACUAGUAAGAGAGCGCGCAAAUCCAGCGGGUCAUAAAGCUCAUAGCCGAGUGGCCGUUACAUUUUUCCCCGCGUCAUCGUUAGCAAAGCCAGCAUGCGAGUCCUCCGCGGAGGAGACAACAAAAGACCGAAAAAAGAAAGGGAGAAAAAAGAAUACUCGCGAAAAUCAAAACCCACUCUGACUGACCGACCGACGCGCGACGGAGCGGCAGGAACGCCUAUCAGUGUGAAGAGAUUUAUUUACGAUUUCUAAACAAACUCGGAAGAACGGGAAAGGAGAUGCUGUGGUAUCAGUCACUCCGGUUGGUCGACAUUGGCGUCGUAAUUGGAAUAAAUCUUCUCAAUUCAGUGACAAUAUUUUUGAAAUUAAAUCGUUUCUCUCUUUCAAUGGUAUAAGUCGCGAUGGAGGGAAUUUACUCCAGUCGUAACGUUAUUGACAAAAAAAGUUGCUGGUUGUCCUUCUUUAUUUAUUUAUUUAUUUUUUUUUUUAUGAUUCUCGGAACGCAUCCGUCUUGUCCAGCGGAAGUUGGGAAACAAAUUCUCCCAUUGUACAAGACGGAUACGUUCCGAAACUCGCGCAAAAAAUAGCGGACAACUUAUCCGUCCGCGCGCGCGAUUGAGCGCUUGGCUGUCAAGGUGACCGAUUCGCGAUCCGAAGCAACACUUCGCAGUCGCUUCGGACCUGCCGGCUCGUCCGGCGUUUCCGAAACACCGUGUAUACGAUGCGAAUCGAAUGGCGCUCGAAACGCUUCGGACGCGUUCCGCAUCGCGCGUUAUCGUUGGCGUGGUCGGCGUGUUUUCAGCCCGAGCCCGAGGGAGGAAGGGAGGAGAGAGGAUGGCUUCCGGCUGCCUCCCCCUGCCCGCGACGGGUGUAAUAAUGCGUAAUGUAACGGCGACCGAGGCCAGGACACAAAACAUCGGCGACAGCGGUCGCGACAACCGGUCGGCCGACCUGUCGCUUUUUGGCCGCAGCUCGCGCUUUCGACAACGGCCGCUCGUUAAUAUCCUCGCGGAAUCCCCCCGACGGCGUUAUCUGCUCGCGCGAUCAUUAACGCGCAUUAAUUGUAUACCGAAUGUAAAUAGCUGUAUAUAACGUAGGGACGCGCCGUUUGUGUGCGUGCGUGUGCGUGUGUGUAUCAAGCGCGAACGAGCGCGAGCGAGCGAGAAGAGGCGAGAGGAGGCGCGCGGGGGUGAAACGUGCGGCGGGAGGAGGGAGGGGGGGAAGGGAGGAUAGAGGAGGAGAAGACGGAAGGAAAAGACGUCGAGUCGGGUCACAGUCUAGUCGUUUCGCGUCGUUGUCUCGUAAGUACAUACAUAAUUAUACAUAUUGUAUUUAAACGGAAGAGAGGGGAGCCGCACAUUCUCGGGAGAGCACGCUUAGUGUACAUAGUCAUACACACACACAUACACAUGUAGACACACACACACACACAUACACAUACACACAGGACACACACGUACACGAAAGAUAUGUUCCUCACACCUCUGAUUAAUUUAUCAUCGCGCCGUCGUUCCCGAAGUCGUCGGAUCGAGCGACCGCCUCUGCGACGUCUACAACCCAAGCGAUAUCUAUAGUAUCGAUAGCUCGUAUCCAAGCGACGCCGUUUAGCGUCAAUUUGUGGCUGUCCGAUGGCCCGUCCGGGCGGUUUCGCCGCGCAUUUGGCCGUAAAUAGUUAUGGCCGUCUGAUGUCCGUUGAAGGGAUAUUUAUCCCUUUCGCGGGAGCCUCGUUCGGCUCAAUCGAUCGCGAAUCGAAUCGAGGAUCGCGCAGAUACCUGCCCCUGUGCGUACGAGGUCGUUGCAGUUGGGGAAAGGACGUGGGAUAGAAACAGAGAGGCACUUUCCUUUCUCUGUAGAAUCGAAAAGAAUACUGAGUAAUGAGAUAGUUUGAAAUUUUUUUGAAUCACGAGUGCUAGUUUUUCUUUCUUUGUUUUCUUCUUUUUAAUUUUCCGCAGUCAUCGAGCAAGGUAGUUGUAGCUUUUGAAGAAAGAGAGGAAAAGAGAAAGAUAUGUAAGUAACAUUUUCGAUUUGGCAGAGGGAAGAUACGCAUUAAUCAUCUCCGAUCUGCAAAUCUGCCCUUCGUGGAACCGCCAAAGAUAACACGACGAGUUAAUUGGAAUUUGCGCGAAUCUUUCGUUUUGUCGGUCGAUUAAAGAAUCACAAACGUUCGUUUCCGCUGUCGGGCAAGGGGAUUCUACUAAUUGAAGGAAGAAAGAAAGACGCGCAUGCACAGAGAAUGUCCUACGUAUUCGACGAGCCUGUUUCUUUGUAAAAUCGCGGAAGACAGUAGGACGAAUUGUAAAAAAAGAUACGUGGUGAACAUUCGGCGAGUGAGAAAGCACGUCGAGAGCGUUAAGCACGGCCGCGAAUACAAACCGAAGUCUGUAUAGCUAGUUCAGAUAACGCGUCUCUCCAGCGUACACGUUGUUUAGUUUGCCGACGAUAACCCGACGCACUGCCUAUUUUGUAAUACGACUUAACGCGCGCGCGACCUCGUCAGGACGAGCGAGAAGAAGAGGAAAAUACGCGGGUCGCGCGCGCGUCGCGAAUUCCGUUUCGAACGAGCGGACGUCGGCGUUUUCCCCGCUCCACGCUUUUCCGGGCGGGAAAGCCCGACGCCUGUCGCGCAUUCGACUUUGUGUGUGUUCUUGCGUAAAGUAGUGAUUAAUUAACGAUUAAUUAAUUACCGCGUCGUGCGAUUCGUAACGCGAGACCUACCUAUCUGCCCUGCCGCGAAGAAAUCCCAUAUUUAUUUCCCCAUAAGAAGAGAAUCACAGCUGUCGUCGUUCGCGGGUCCCAGUUUCCUCUCUCUCUC
Messenger RNA from Harpegnathos saltator (Jerdon's jumping ant), 6826 nucleotides. RefSeq names its product stem cell tumor. The record is from RefSeq and is a predicted model, not a curated record. NCBI's taxonomy places the organism in Eukaryota, Metazoa, Arthropoda, Insecta, Hymenoptera, Formicidae. The transcript has 7 exons. Gene Ontology annotation, molecular function: serine-type endopeptidase activity. Bases 880 to 1764 code for a protein of 294 amino acids. Gene Ontology annotation, cellular component: membrane.